Messenger RNA from Phodopus roborovskii (desert hamster), 7977 nucleotides. It is a transcript of the gene Prickle2, whose product is annotated as prickle planar cell polarity protein 2. The record is from RefSeq and is a predicted model, not a curated record. Bases 173 to 2986 code for a protein of 937 amino acids. NCBI's taxonomy places the organism in Eukaryota, Metazoa, Chordata, Mammalia, Rodentia, Cricetidae. The transcript has 9 exons. Gene Ontology annotation, molecular function: zinc ion binding.
AGCGAGCUGCAGAGGAAAGGGAGGAGGGGAGACGUGCUCUCCCGAUCCAGCCGGGACAGCUAGGCAGAGACCGCCCGGCUGACGACCGCGCCGGCCCAGGCCACCAGCCCUCCCGGUGGCUGCAGCGUGGACAUAUCUAACCGACAGCGCUGCGUGCGGGAAGCGCCCGGCCAUGUUCAGCCGGAGCUCACGGAAAAGACUGUCCCGCCGCCCGGUGAGUGUCCUCCACCCGAGCGGGGCCGCCCUCCCGGUCCCCACCGCCAUCAGCCAGCGCCCGGGCCCAGCCCCUCUCCACCCCGCGGCCGCGCACCUGUGGCCCCAGUUGACCGGACUGGGUCGGAUUGAGAGAGGCCAGCCAUGUAACGCCUGUGGUGACCAGUGCCCUGGGUUUGCCUUGCAUAAAUGGAGGAAGAUCUGCCUACACUGCAAGUGUCCCCAGGAGGAGCACAUGGUGACAGUGAUGCCACUGGAAAUGGAGAAGACCAUCAGCAAACUCAUGUUUGACUUCCAGAGGAACUCAACCUCAGACGAUGACUCGGGCUGUGCCUUGGAAGAGUAUGCCUGGGUACCCCCUGGGCUGAAGCCUGAACAGGUGCACCAGUACUAUAGCUGCCUUCCAGAAGAGAAAGUCCCUUAUGUCAACAGUCCUGGAGAGAAAUUGCGCAUCAAGCAGCUAUUGCACCAGCUGCCGCCCCACGACAAUGAGGUUCGAUACUGCAACUCCCUGGAUGAAGAAGAGAAGAGGGAGCUGAAGCUGUUCAGCAAUCAGAGGAAGCGUGAGAACUUGGGCCGAGGGAAUGUCAGGCCCUUCCCCGUUACCAUGACAGGAGCCAUUUGUGAGCAGUGUGGAGGGCAGAUUAAAGGUGGGGACAUUGCUGUGUUUGCAUCACGCGCUGGCCAUGGCAUCUGCUGGCAUCCACCCUGCUUUAUAUGCACCGUCUGCAAUGAGCUUUUGGUUGACUUGAUCUACUUUUACCAAGAUGGGAAGAUCUACUGUGGUAGGCACCAUGCUGAGUGCCUGAAGCCGCGCUGUGCAGCCUGUGACGAGAUCAUCUUUGCAGAUGAGUGCACGGAAGCUGAGGGACGACACUGGCACAUGCGACACUUCUGCUGCUUUGAGUGUGAGACCGUGCUGGGAGGCCAGCGAUACAUCAUGAAGGAAGGAAGGCCCUACUGCUGCCACUGCUUUGAGUCCCUAUAUGCAGAAUAUUGUGACACUUGUGCCCAACAUAUAGGGAUCGACCAAGGUCAAAUGACCUACGACGGCCAACACUGGCAUGCUACCGAGACUUGUUUCUGCUGUGCUCAUUGUAAAAAGUCCCUCCUGGGGCGACCAUUCCUCCCGAAGCAGGGCCAGAUAUUCUGCUCACGGGCCUGCAGUGCUGGGGAGGACCCCAAUGGCUCUGACUCAUCUGAUUCGGCCUUCCAAAAUGCCAGAGCCAAGGAGUCUCGUCGCAGUGCCAAAAUCGGCAAGAACAAAGGCAAAACAGAGGAGUCCAUGCUGAGCCAGCACAGCCAGCUGCAGGUGAGUUCUAACCGGCUCUCAGCUGAUGUGGACCCCCUGUCAGUGCAGAUGGAUCUCCUCAGCCUAUCCAGUCAGACGCCCAGCCUCAAUCGGGACCCAAUUUGGAGGAGCCGGGAUGAGCCUUUCCAUUAUGGGAACAAGAUGGAGCAGAACCAAUCCCAGAGUCCUUUGCAGCUUCUGAGCCAGUGCAACAUCAGAACUUCCUAUGGUUCUGGAGGGCAGGGAGCAGGAGCCCAGCCUGAUGUGUGGGCCAAGCACUUCAGCAACCCCAAGAGAAGCUCUUCAAUGGCCAUGAAGGGGCAUGGUGGCAGCUUUAUCAAGGAAUGCCGUGAGGACUAUUACCCAGGGAGGAUGAUGUCCCAGGAGAGCUACAGUGAUAUGUCCAGCCAAAGCUUUAGUGAAACCCGAGGCAGCAUCCCAGUCCCCAAGUAUGAGGAGGAAGAGGAGGAAGAAGAAAGUGGCAUGGCUACACAGCAGUGCCGACCCCGUCGUCCACUCAGUUCCCUGAAAUACACGGAGGACAUGACACCCACAGAACAGACUCCUCGUGGCUCUAUGGAAUCGCUGGCCCUGUCCAAUGCAACAGGCCUGUCUGCCGAAGGUGGUGCCAAGCGCCAGGAGCACCUAUCUCGGUUUUCCAUGCCUGACCUCAGCAAAGACUCUGGAAUGAAUGUCUCGGAAAAGCUGAGCAACAUGGGCACUCUCAACUCCUCCAUGCAGUUCAGGAGUGCAGAGUCGGUCCGCAGCCUGCUGUCUGCACAACAGUACCAGGAGAUGGAGGGGAACCUUCACCAGCUCAGCAACCCCCUAGGGUACAGGGACCUGCAGUCCCAUGGAAGGAUGCACCAGAGCUUUGAUUUUGAUGGCAGCAUAGCGAGCAACAAGCUGCCAGGACAGGAAGGUGUGCGCAUCCAGCCCAUGAGUGAACGCACCCGGAGGAGAGCUACUUCCAGGGAUGACAACCGCCGCUUCCGCCCUCACCGGUCCCGAAGGUCCCGACGCUCACGCUCAGACAAUGCCCUGCACCUGGCCAGCGAACGGGAGGUCAUUGCUCGAUUGAAGGAAAGGCCUCCUCUAAGAGCCAGGGAGGACUAUGACCAGUUCAUGCGCCAACGGAGCUUCCAAGAGAGCCUGGGGCAAGGGUCCCGGCGGGAUCUGUACAGCCAGUGUCCCAGGACUGUGUCAGAUCUGGCUUUGCAGAAUGCCUUUGGGGAACGAUGGGGACCCUACUUCACGGAGUAUGAUUGGUGCUCCACCUGCUCCUCCUCUUCAGAGUCCGAUAAUGAGGGCUACUUCCUAGGCGAACCCAUCCCCCAGCCAGCCCGCCUACGAUAUGUCACAAGUGAUGAGCUGCUGCACAAGUAUAGCUCUUACGGUGUCCCCAAAUCCUCCACCUUAAGUGGCAGAGGACAGUUGCACAGCAGGAAAAGACAGAAGAGCAAAAACUGUAUCAUUUCAUAAUGUGAUUGGGGUCGGGGAACGGGGGAAGAUGGGAGCUAAGAAUGUAAACUCAGAAAGGUGCACUGUUGUGAAUUCUUAAGUGCUCUCGGGGAUGGUUUAUAGGGGAGAGAUGGAGACUGCUCUCAGUUGAGGGAGGCAAGGCUGCAGGUUUGACUUGGUAGAUACACUUGAUGUCACAGUUUUGGACAUGUCAAAUAUGAUUUGCACAUUCCACUUUGGAAACACAGGCUGUGGUGGCCAGGGUAGGUCAUGGCUUUCCAAGGUGGAAUGGCCACUUACCAGAUGACACAUUGUAACCUGCUCACUUAUAUUCUUUCUGGUUCUCUUCCUUUUAGGACCCCUUUUCCAGUAAAUACUUUAUUAGCCAGGACCCCAAACUAAGUUAUUUACAUGUCCAUUGUAAAUGCAAUGUAAAUGAGAGUUCUGAUAAAAUAUUUUUGUAUUUUGUAAUAUCAAAAGAAUUUCUAUAUCGUAGGUUUCAAUGGUGCAUGUCCACCAUUGUCUCUGAGUGAUAGUAAAUGGUGGCCCAGGACCACCUGGUUUCUGUUGUUUGUUUUGAUUUGGUUUGGUUCUCUUUCUAUACAAAUCUGUUACAUGUCAGUGAGACUAUUUUCAAAGAAGUAUAUUCAACUUGGCUUUUUGUGGCUGGAAAAAAAAAAUUUAACUAUUCUACCCAAAGCAUUUUAUGCUUUAGUCCAUCAUGAGGAGCCAUCUUUAAGCCUGUUCCCGCCCUCAGUAGAAUUUACUCUCUACAAAGUAAGUAGGUCUUUUUGGUUUUUAAUUGCAAAUGUCGCUUUUGCUGAUUAGAGAUAACAACCAGUGUCAGUCCAGUUCUGUGAGAAAUGCCACCCUGUUUGGAACCUUGAAGUUGCUUAAUGUCGAUCUGUUCCUGGGGGGGAGGGGGUCAAAGUGACUGUGAGUGGUCCCAGUGUGUGCUGCCAGCAUGGCAUUGUUCUGAAUGUGGAAUUACUGUUUGGUGCUCAUGUUUCCUGGAUCAUAUUUUCUGCUUUCUACUUCCAAGGCAGACAGAGCUGCUGCCUUAGCCUGACAACUGUCUGUCCUCAUAGCAAAUGAGCUUCAGCAUUUGAAGCUGAAGGACCAGAGAGUACAGCAGGGAGCUCUGGAUACGGUGGUGUGUACCUUACAGGUGGAUAGGGAACAAGGGAAUUUGAAAACAAAAGGCAGGUGGAUGUUGGAAGGGUGGGGAGUAUGAAGGAAAGUCAGGGAGAAGGAACUUGUAGAGAGAAAGAAGAAAGGUGACAGCCACCUUGACUAGUCCCCAGUUUUAGAGGGAAUCCAAUUAGACAAGCUGAGUCACCACAGGGGCUGGCUUGUUACCCAGGAGGGUCAAGCUGCUGAGAUGACAGGAGAACAACAUGGGGAAACAGACCUUGUGUCAAGAGAGAUUUCCAUUUUGAACUUUGAGGACUGUUGGUCAGACAGAAAGGCUCAAGAGUGAGUUUGCUCAAGGAAGACAUUUCACUGCUGGUGAAAUAAAUAUAUAGUAAAAUAAAACUUCUUGCCUCGCUUCAGUUUUUUUUUAAAAAAUGAAGCACUUGCUCUUGGUCCAUUCUCUCCCUCUCCUCGGUGGAUUGUGGCAGGAAUCCACUGGAGGACCCUCCUUUCGUGAGAUGUGCUGUCCCUGUAAUGCACAGUGUGUCUCCGUGGCCAUUUGCCGUGAUAAGGUGAGCAUGGUCUCUUUUCAGUAUAGUACUUAACAUUUUCUAGGGUUCUUUGUUUUGUUUUGUUUUUCUAAUGGAGAGAAUGUGAAAAGUGGCUUUUCAGACGCCGUCCUAAAUGGGUCUGGGGAAAAAGAUGACUGAAAGGGAUGUGAUGAUGAUACUCCAGGAUGUAUUAAAAUGAUUUGCUUUUUAGGUAUUAAUAUGACAUUUGUCAUUGUCACUGAUUUAAAAAAAAAAAAGCAAUGCAAAUGUUGGUUGUGGCUGUUUUCCGCAUGCUAUCUUCAUAUCUAAAUGUUUCAUUAAUUAUCCAAGCCUCUGGAGAAUUAACUCUAUUACAUUUGUAUAGUAGGUUAAUAAACUGCUUGGCAAACUGUGUAAGAGCUAAUUAUGCAGCACCGUGCCAUUGCCGUGGCAGGUUUCUGGUAGACAUUGGGUGAGUCCAAUUUGGAGCUUUGAGUUUGUUGUUUGGUGAGAAUUAAAAGUCAUUACUGGGAAAGAAAAGAGAGGGAGAGGAGAUUACUUAGCAAAUGGUUUAAACCUUGUGUCCCCUCUGGCCCCAAAUCUAAUGAAACAAAUCCUCCCAUUAAAAGUUGUUUUCUUGCUCUGCCCAUGACAGAGUCCCUCUUACAUUUCCAGUUAUAGUUUGAAUCACCCCCAUCCCAAGAAGAAAGUAGCCUAGAAACUGCUUAAGUAACAUCAAAAUCAUUCUGGCCAAAAUUUAAACUAUAAUGAGAUACAGGCUUUCAGAGUCCAACCAUCCACCAGCAAGACCCCUUCUUCCUUUGAUGUCUUCCCAUCCUAAAUGCAGCCAGGCACCUUACAGAGAUUGACAUUUGAAGGCCAGUUCCUCACAGUAGUAGUGGGCCCUUCAAGUGACUGCCCAGUCAUGGGCAAAAUGUCACUGAACUAGCAUUUCUCCACCUUCAAUUAAUAACUUUGAAAUAACACCCCAGAAUCUCAUUCCCAAAAUUCAAGUGCAUCCUUUUUCUGAAGUGAGUACUUAAGGUCCUCCCUGAGUCCUCCAGUGUAUCCCUUCCUUGCCUCUUAUUGGCCAAGAUUCACUGGUGAGUGGAGCCUGUACUCAAGUUCCCUUUGAUCAUCAUUUUCUCUUCUGUAAACCAGUUUUCAGAAGAGCAGUUUUUUCCCUCUUUUCUCUAGUCUCUGAUGAUUUGGUUGAAUUUUUUCCCAUCUCUCCUAUUACUGGGCUGGCUUUGCUUAGAGCUACAGCUCUGUAGUUAACUGAGUUUGUCCCAUUACCACUGCCAGAUCCGGAACCAGCUAGGCCAGCUUUCUUCCCCAGUCUAAGGAGUUUGUGAAUCACCGAAAGUUUCCUGAGUGGUCUUGCUAGCAGCACAUCCCACCUUUGGUACUGUGAAAAGGUUUCAUGCUGACUUGGUAGCAUUGUGCAUGGCCCUUGAGGGUCCUUCCUUCUAUCCUUUAUAGUUAUGGAUUCUCCUCCAUGUAUGAAGGUGAAUGAGUGAGGAAAAUCAGCCCUCGCUUCCUGGCUUUUAACAUGCACGAGGGAGAAUGGCUGGUGUUGGUUGUUUGAAACCCUCCUCCUACAUUCUGUAGUCCAUCUUUUACUCUCCAAGCAGCUGUGUGACCAGUCUGGAUUUUCCUAAUACAGAAAGCCACAUUUUGUCACCAUAGGAUGCUUCUCCUACAGAACUAUAACAAGAUGGCAUUAUCUGCUCCUCUUCUGGACAUUUCUGCUUCUUAUGACCAUUUUUACCUUCAUUUGGAGCCAGUGGUGGCAUGAAUAUAGCACUUAAUGCUCUCCCUGCUACCAAAGCAGAUAAUAAGCAAUGGAUUAGUGCAAACUUUCCAAGGAAAGUAGGUUCUUGUCCCAGGCAUUUUUACAAUUAGUCCGACAGGGCUAGUUGACUAGAGCUGGUCUUCUCUGUCUUAAAACACAUCUUAUUCAUUAGCUGAUUCUACCCUAGGUUCCUGGGGAAGAAGCAGUGUACCAGGCAUCUAGGAAGCAUCAUCAUAAAGGAUGGGGAGACUCCCUUUCCUCUCCCUCCCACACUGUGGAAGCUAAAGGAAACUGACCUCUUAGGCCAAACAAGGCUCUCUUUGGCCCACUUUUUCAUGCUCAGGGUCUUUGCCAGUUAUGUGGGCAACUCCUGCUCACUUUGCCGAGGUCAGAUAGGAGUCCUUCUGUUUCCUCAUCUGACCCCUCCUCAUAGGGACUUAGGACACUUACAUUCCAAAGGGCAAUGAGUGUCCUUUGCAUGCUCCUAACAGAGACCAGACGCUGUGCUUCAUAAAGAUCCACCUAUGGCCAAGGAAAAUGGAAAAUCAAACCAGUGGCCUAAAUGUCACAUGUGAGCAGAGUCGUUAUUGGCACCUAUGUGGCAUCUCCGGCUCUGCAGAUCAAGUUCCAUGGGUUUCCACUACUGAUCUUGAGGGCAGUUGCAGAUUAGCACGAUUUUAAAAAGUACAUCUCUUUGAGCAUAAAGGAAAUGGGAAUGAAACCUUUGCCUUCUCAUCAGUAGUUUGCCCCAGAGUUUGUCUGUAUAACCAUCCAGAAGCCUUGAAGGUCAGGCUGGAGGAAGGAUUGGUUUCUUUUUCUGUUUUCUCAUAUUAGGAGUCCAGUCAUCACAAGCCCCCUAUAGAGCAUGACUCACUGUUGGAAGCUACUGCUGUUAUAUAAAUUCAUUUCCUGCUUCCAGAACCAGCCUCUCUCGGAGGAAUGAAAAGGAGACUGGAAAGGUCAUGUGUUAUUAGCAGACAUUUCUUUGGUUCAAAUGUGAUGAACUCACAAGAUAUCUAUCUUGAGCAUUUUCUAAGAAAACCUUCAUGGUCUGGGCAUUUGGCCAUGCAUGUUCAAUAGGUCACCAAUCAAAUAUUUCUAAAUUUUGGGAGGUCACUUGCCAAUACAACCUCCUCUUGAGUCUAUCUAGCUGAUCUCCAUAGUUUUCAAUGGAGAUUUCUGAUUUAAUCCUGACCUUGAGUUAGCAGCCUAAGACCUAUGACUCCUCCGUGUUCUUCAGCAAACUAGGCCAGCAUUUAUUCUCUUUAAACUCAUUCUUCCCUGCACAGAGUUGCUUUGCCCAGACCCUAUUUAAUUCCACAUGCAUAAACCAAACCUCAGAGGGCCCAAGAAGGUAAAGUAGGCUGGAGUUUGUGUUAUCUGUAAGUGUCAAGCUGUUUGUUAGGGAGGCCUGUCACAGGCCUUUGGUGUGGGCUCUGCCAGAGACUGUUCUGAACACUUUGCUUGAGAUCCGUGCCCUGUAAAGUGAUUAUAAUGUUUUACUGAUUCUGUAAUACAUUUGUAAACUUCAAAUAAAAUUUGAAUAAAAGAAA